Messenger RNA from Naegleria fowleri, 3792 nucleotides. RefSeq lists its product as uncharacterized. Lineage: Eukaryota; Heterolobosea; Eutetramitea; Acrasida; Naegleriidae. The transcript is spliced from 2 exons. Gene Ontology annotation, molecular function: ubiquitin-protein transferase activity; protein binding. The coding region runs from base 1 to 3792 and encodes 1263 amino acids. The record is from RefSeq and is a predicted model, not a curated record.
AUGAUGAACAACUUUCGUCGGCUGUUCCACUCGAGCACCACCGAAGAUGACCUUCUCAACACUCUUGAAGACUUUGACCGAGCCAACAACAACACUCGUUCAUUGACAAGUGGCAUCGAUGAACCAUCCGAUUUGGAAUUUUUAGAAAAUUCAUCGACAACCUCGACGGCCAUCGAUUGCUCACAACAGCACAAUUACUAUGAAAUAUUCAACAAAAUUUCUCAUCACAAGUCUCAUCUCAACAAGGUGAUGAGCAUUUCUGUGGAUCAUCGACACAACACUUUCUAUACGACAGCGAUGGAUGGUGUCACUUGUCGAUGGAAAUUGGCGGGAGGAUCGGAUUUGACCAAAAAUAAUCGAGUGAGUGCUCAGAUCGAAUUACCAUCUUCGAGUUUAACCUCGAGCUCUUCUUUUUCCUUUCCCAAUUUGGAGGAUUUAUCAAAUUUAUUGGAAUUGGAUUUUAUGUACGAAAGACAAACAGGAGCUGUCAUUUCACAAUGUCUUUUUCAUGAAUUUUUAUUGACAGGUAGCGAUGAUCAAUUUUUAACACUCUUUUAUGUUCAUAAUGAAAAGCCCAUGACAAGAAUCAAAUGUAAUGAUGUGGUGACUUCAAUUUUUGCGUUCGAAUAUUUGGCAAAUGAUUUUAACAUUGUUGGAAGUGUUUUGGUUGGUUUGAGAAAUGGUGAAUUGAACAUGUUCUCAAUUUUGAAGCAAUACAGCAAACUUGGAAAAUGGUCAGGAGUUUCCUUGAUUCCCAAUGAGACGUUUAAUAGAAAUCACACACCUCGUCACAUGAGACAAAUUAACUUUAUUACUGUUUGUCCUUCGAAAGAGGUGUUGGAAAAUUAUGAAAUGAAUCAACCACAAAACGCUCCUUCGGCUCUUUCAAUAUUGACAUCAUCGAUGAGUGGACAAAACACGUCGUCACAGAGUUCAGCAAGUUCUUUGCAUUCACAACAAUCACAAACCACGAGUGCAAAUACUAAUUCGAAUGCCACAAAUUCAAAUACCAACUCGAACUCUUCCACUCUUGAAAUUGAUUACUCAACCGUGAAAUCACACGGAGGCCCUUAUUCGGAUUCAAUCUUGAUUGUAUCAGCAUCCAAUGAUUGUUUUGUCAAAAUUUGGUCACCCUCGACGGGAGAUUUGUUGUUUUUGAAAGAAUUUGAUUCACCUUGCACAAAAGUUAUUACCACAGCAUUUCGACGUGACUCGGUGAGACAUCGAUUCUUUUUUGUGUCACACUACAAUGAUCUUUCUAUUUUUACAGUGAAUACCAAAUCGAAAUAUGCCACAGAUUUUAGAGUUCAUUACAAUAUUAAUCAAUUCUUUUUACAUCAAUUUUCAGAGUUUAUUGACAAGAAUUUGAAUGACAUGCAAAACGUUGGUUCCACCCCGACGAAAGGAUCCUCUUCGUGUCAACAAAAAAGUUCCAAAACAUCCUCUUCGUCCUCUUCACGCCGUGACAGAGGAUAUUCCACUGCACUCUCUGCGAAAGAAAACUCUACUCCGAGUGGAGGUCAUACAAAAUCUACUUCGAGUGCUCACACUCUCAAUGAAAUUCCAGCGAGCAAAAAUGGAUAUAUUUAUCUCAUUGGUUGGAAUUCCAUGCAAGCUCGAUUGGAAAUAUGGCUUUACAAUUUAUUCGAUCAGAAAGCAAAACCUACUUCUCAAUAUCAACAGAAAUUGCAAGGUGUGACAUUUUUACAAAAUUUGACACUUGACAAGAGUAGUGUCGUUCAGGAUGGAACUGAUCUCAUGACGACCUUCACAGUGGUUUACAGUGUUUUCAAAAAGACAAGUGUCAAAAAGUUAAUUUUAAGAAAAUCCCUUCUCGAAGGAAGUGGUGACAACACCACUCGUGUAUUGAUCUCCACUACGACCAUUGUCAACACCAAAUCACCUUCUUCUCCAAAAACUCCAUCAACACCACUUAAACCAAUGCCACAAUUGUAUUGCAAUUCUGAAUUUAGAGAUUUGUAUCAUAUGGCCACAACGAAGAGAGCCGCCGAGAUGAGAAAUCCUGUCAAAAUUGCGCAACUUAUUCAAAAUUUUAGCAAAGAAUUGAGUGAAAUUGGAUCCAUUGAUGGAAAAUUAACAUUCCUUCAACAACUUUACACCAAUAGCAACAAAACUUUGGAUUCCAAAUUUAAUUUCAUUUUCAACAUUUCACACACUGUUCUCUGUGAGGAUCAAGAACUUGUUCAGAAAUCAAAACGUGCACUCUCUCAACUCAAUCAAGAAGUUCUCACCUCAAGAAAAAACACUUCUCUCCACAAGAAAUUCAUGUACAUUCGUGAAGUGUCACUCAAAAUGGGAGAAACCAAAUUGACCGUUCUCAACUAUGACAAUUACAUUUCAUUUUUUAAAGAUUUUUGUAAUCAAGAAGGUGUCAACAAAUUAAUCAAUGUUCAAGUGAGUUCAAGUUCUGCUCGAAAAAUUGCAGUUCUUGUUCAAGAUGUGAUCAAAACAUUUUUCAAACACAUCAAAACUUGUCGACACUCGUACAAGUAUCAUUUGAAACCUUUUUUUGAAGUGAGAAAUUAUGAAAAAUGGCUUGAAAAUAUUGGAUGUGAAAAUUUCAGUGAUAUUUACAUUGGUUUGGGAAGAAUGAUGGGUUUCAUAAUGUUACAGCCCUAUUUAUUUGUGGAAGAUUUCUUUCCAAGUCAUGUUCUUGUCAAGACCAUUUUAGGACAAGCCAUUCAAUGGACGGAUUUCUCAGAUUUUGGAAUUGAAUAUUCGAUUUUAAUACAAAUUAUGGAGAAGAGACAUGAUGGAACGAAAACACUCGAGGAAUUGCUGAAUGAAGUUGGAAAGAGUGAAUUUUAUGAAAAUUUAUUGUCCAAUUAUGAACAUUUUAAAAAGAAUUCACAAGAAUGGAAACACAUGACUCAAUCGAUUCGUGUCACAGAAGAGAACAAAAUUUCACUAUUGAAACAAGUCAUUUCUUACUUGUUGUUUAACAACAUUUCACAAGAAUUACAAUGCUUGUUGAAAGGUUUAUAUCAAUUUUUACCUUCUUUGGAUUGCAUUCGUGAAUUAUUGGAUGAGAAUGAAUUGACAUGUUUAUUUGUUGGAACGAAACUCAUUCAUUCAGAUUUUGUCAUUUUCAAGAGUUGUGACACUUCUUCGACGAUGGAUCAUUUAUCAUCAACGAAUCAUGGAGAUAACUCGUUGACCAUUUCCAAUCACACUACUCCAUUUACGGAUCCACUCGGUAUGAAUUCAUUCAUUGAAAUGGAUCCUUGCAUUGCUUGGUUAUGGGAAUUUAUUUAUGACGAUAUGGAUGCUUCGAUUGUGGCAGAUAAUUUGAGAACUUGCUUAAUUUCUAAAAAGUCACUCUCUCUCAAGAAUGAUCUCAUGUAUUAUACGCCCAUUCCUAUCAUUUGUAAAGAUAAUAGCUUGAAAGAGGAUGUGCAAUUUAAUGCUGAGGAACAUGAAAUGAGAAUUGGUACAUUCCAGAACAAACAAAAGUUCUUCGAAUGUUUAUUGUAUCAUAUUGAACAGAAUGCGAAUAGAAGAUCCACCAUUUCGAGUGGAGGAAUGUCACCAUGUACUCCGUUGUUAAUGUCUCCAUCGACACAACCAUUGCUGUUACCAACAACAACAACAACAACAAACACUACGACCAGCAUUCCCACUCCAGACAUUUUUGACACACCACAUACCACCACCUCAGAGAAUGCCACAAAUUCGAAACUCUUAGUAGGCAAUUCAACAUUGAGUUUAAUAUCAACUUCUUUCGAUACGACCGGCAGUGAAGAUUCCACUUAUUCUGACACGAGUAAAUAG